Molecule: messenger RNA, 4217 nt
Organism: Gavialis gangeticus (Gharial)
Lineage: Eukaryota; Metazoa; Chordata; Crocodylia; Gavialidae
Gene: ZDHHC23
Product: zinc finger DHHC-type containing 23
Exons: 4
Coding region: 13-1299 (428 amino acids)
Biological process (GO): protein targeting to membrane; peptidyl-L-cysteine S-palmitoylation
Cellular component (GO): endoplasmic reticulum; Golgi apparatus
Molecular function (GO): protein-cysteine S-palmitoyltransferase activity
Source: RefSeq, a predicted model, not a curated record
CAGAGCGGGGCUAUGGCCGGCGGCGCGGGACGGGCUGGUCCCGGCCCGGAGGAGUCGCUGUGCUGCUGCGAGUACGUGGCCCGCGGCGGGGAGCGCGCGCACCUGGCAGCGGCGCUGUGCGACUGCCAAGACCUGGACGAGGGCUGCGACAGGUUGCUGACGUGCAGAUCUCUGCCCCCGGGAAUGCUGGAACGAAUCGCAGACACUGUCUCAGACCGCUUCCGCAUCCCCUGGUUUACAGGGGCUGUAAAGGUCAAUGUCAGCCUCAUCCCCCCUCUGGUCUUGCUGCCCAUCUUCCUCCAUGUUGCAGCUUUGCACUUCCUGUUGGCUUUUGUCAUCCUGGCAUCCCUUCCUAUCGUGGUGCUGUGGUACUACUACCUCACCCACAGGCGGAAGGAGCAGACUCUCUUCUUCUUAAGCCUGGGCCUGUUCUCCCUGGGCUACAUGUACUACGUGUUCCUCCGGGAAGUGGUGCCCCAAGGCCACGUGCACCAUGCUCAGGUGGCUCUCCUCACCUGUGGGCUGGUUCUCAUGCUGGUGGCCUUGUCUCGAGCCAAGAGAGACCCUGGCUACCUUCCCAGCUGUACAAGCAGUGACAAAUCACCGUGUCAAGGCAGCACCGAGUUGCCAAGCAGGAAAGUCCUGGGCAUUGCCAGUGGGCUCCAGGGAGCAGCUGGGCCUGGUGUCCCCAGCAGCCGUGUUGUGAAUGGGGACACCAAGGGCUAUUCCCGAACACCUGCUGAGGGAUCCGCCGAGGCAAAGGAGGACUGGUGCCCCAAGUGCCAGGUGGUUCAGCCAGCCCGAGCUGGGCACUGCCGGCUGUGUGGCAGGUGUGUACGGAGACUGGACCAUCACUGUGUCUGGAUUAACAACUGUGUCGGGGAGCAGAACCACCAAGCAUUCAUCCUCGUACUCUCCUUCUUCCUGCUCACGGCUGUGUACGGGAUCGUGCUGACCCUGAACACCAUCUGCAGAGGCCAGGCCACAUUCUUGGCGCUGUUCUACUGCCCAGGGGUCUAUUCAGACUACAGUUCUGCUCUGUCAUUUACCUGUGUGUGGUACUGCACCAUUGUGACGUCUGGCAUGGGCUACAUCCUCCUCAUCCAGCUGCUGAACAUCAGCUACAAUGUGACCGAGAGGGAAGCUCGGAUGGCUCUCCGGGACAACACUGGGCGUCGACUUUUGGGCGGGUUGGUGGUAGAUACGGGUCAGUAUAACCGAGGUUUCCUAUGCAACUGGGGCCAGUUCUUGAGUCUGGGGUCACCUGCCCCACUGCGUUGUGCUGAAGACAUAGUGUGAAUGCGGCCUUCUUGCUGAUCACAUUGACUUGCAGUGGAAGUGAAUGCUGCCUUCCUUCCACUGGGCUCCCAACACUAUUUCAUUCUGGGUUGACUUGCGGGCUGCUCAUAUCAGCAUCUAAAGAGGCACUGAAAGGCAGAUGCUUCUCACAGGCUGGCAGCCAGCAGCAGGUAGCAUAACCAGUUAAGCCAUACACACAGACUGUGGGGUUGGGGAGAAGACACCAUCCUUCUUUCCUGCUCAUCUCCAUCAUAAAGUGAUUUGUGCACAGGGUUCACCAGGCUGGCACAGGACUUAGAGCCUGGGCUCUGGCAGGUCUGCACUCAUGCAUCAAGAUCGAUGCCAUCCAGUGCCGUACUUCAAGGCCUCAUUGUAGGGGUCAGGAUGAAGUCCCUUGCUGUUCCUUCCACCCCUUUUUCACCCACAUGCAAUAUUUUGCAGCUGAGUGGAUGCCUGGAGCCAAGAGCAAACCUGCCCACUGCCUGGGGCAGGGUUUCAGAUGGCUUGGAGGAUAUUUAAAAAGGGCACCAUCUAGUGGUUGCUUUUUUUUCCUGUUGGACCCCUCCCUUCUCUCUUGUGCAUCAUUCUCCAUCUUUCCUUCCAUCCAUCAGUGUUAGUGCUUCUAUUAAGUGCCUUUGUGAGCAACACAACUCUAGGGUUGUCUGAAACCAUCUCGGCUCUUAGCCUGCCAAAAGGUGUUAUUCCAUCCCUGUCUGUGACAGAGUGAGAAGGGAAGACUGGUCCCAUUUCAUGCAAUAGUCCUCUCUCAUCUCUGGCGCCCUGGGGAGACUGAGUUAAUCCCAGGACUUGACUUGAUUUCCUUGAAAUAUUUUUAGCUCUGUUGGCAACUUCAGUCAUCAGAGAGCUGGUAAAUAUUUUCCAAGGAGGAAAGCUGUCAGUUCCUAAGUAACUUAGUAAGUAGUAUGUUGUAGUUGUAAUGGACCAGGGAGAUGACAGAAGCAAGAUUUGUGACAUGAGAUCAUAUAUCUUUUCUUGGCCCACCUUGUAGAGAUGGGAAGAUGACAUUUUAGGCUAGAAGUGUUGUGUCAGGACUGGCAGAGCAAGUCACAUUCCAAGCUAAGGACAAGCAAUUAAAAUAAUUGCUUUAGUUUAACCAAAUUUGGUUAAUGAAUUUGACCAUGUGAAAAGGAGGGGGGUGUUAGUCAACUGUGGGCCACUUCCCUCAGGUGGUAAAGUUCAUGAACAAAAUUCUAACAUGCUUUCUGUUCUUAGUUCCCUCUUGGAGCGUGACUGCCUCUUCCCCAGACAUGAUGAAGUUUGCAUCCUAUCUCCCUAUAAGUAGGUCUAAUAAGUAGCUCUGGAGAGGAGCUGGUCUUUGAGGGUGGGCAAAUAGUCCCUUGUCUGAUGAUGCUACUGCCUUUAUAAUGACCUCUGUCCUCAUCAGGAGGAAGGGUGUGUGGGGGGGUGGUGGUGGUGGGGUUGUCUUCUCCUGGUAGCAUCAUUUCAAUCCUUCUAUUCUAUGAUUUGUGAUAGAUGGCUCCCCACAGAAAUUCUGCAUUUUGGCUCCUUCUCUUCCAUUCAUUGAGAAUUUGUAUGGGUCCUGAUAAUCAACCUGUUUUUCAAAGGAGCCACAAAGGUGAGAACAGAAUGAUCCUAGAAGCAGGGGCUGAAGGAAGGACCCCAGAGGAGGCACCUGAAUGAAAACACCAGCUUGGUGUGGUGCUAGAUGAUCUGAUGUCUUGCUUCACCUGCACUUCCCUGGGCUUCUAUUUCAGGCAAAAUGUGUGAGCUGGUGUGUUUUCAAUCAGUAUGGUUAUGAAACACCUUCAUAAUUUGGCAUAUGUGGCUAGAAAAGCCCAGGACUUUGAGAGCAAAGCAGUACUAAUGAGCUGAGCAGAGCUGAGAUGCAAGAGUAGAGAUGGGAGGAAUUUUGCUCUAAUUACUGAUAAAUGUUCACUCCAUUACUUAGUUACCUGUGCUGGAAGACAGCAUGGGGCUGCUUGGAGACUGGAAUUUGGCACAAGAAGCUGUCCCUUCCAAACAGCUGGUAGAGGCCUUUGGUAAAGAAUGUGGAGGGCCAAGUUUGUCUUACUACUGUAACUUUGGCCCCCAGAACUGUCAGCUCAACACCUUUCACAACCAUUGUACGUACUUGCAACACACUGCCUAAAUUAAGUUGAAAUAAUGACACUUUGCACUGUUCUGUUCUUUGUAGCAGCGUGUGUGCUUUCCAUAACGCAGAGGUAAUUGGUGAGUCUUAGCGGGCUGUUGCGCUUGGAGCCCAGAGAUGUGGAAAGAACUUUUAUUUGAUUUCUUUUUUGUGAAUAGUUCUUUCUCACUUCCUUCCUCUGACUGGGGAUGACCCAAGGAAAGUGGAGACUCCAGCCCCCUGCUGAUCCCUGAUGCAAAAUGAAGAUCAGUUGCACAUCUUGUGUUAAUCCCUCCAGCAGCUAGGAGAGACUCAGAUUUCAUCUGGGACUGGAAGUCUGAGCCCAGGGUCAUGCUUGCAUCAAAAGCUUUACGUCCAUGCUAAUUAGCUGCAAGUGUUUCCAUAGCAAGAAUGUGUAUAGAGGGGGCCUGCUGGGAUAUGCUGAAAUCAAGGGGGAGCCUGUAGGGAGGGGAAUCUUUAUGGCACUGCACUGAUCUCUCUACCUUGGCUCGACAGCAGGAAAGUAGUUUGGCACACCUCUUUCCUGUUGGGACUUUGGAAAGGCUUGAGAGAGAUGCCUUCUGAGCCAAAAAUUUAAAAAGGCACUUUGAAGGUGCAUAGUUUAGAGCACAGAAUGGGGUGGGGAGGGUGGCUUCCCUUCCCUUCCUUGCUCCAGGCUUCCCUCAAUCAAAUGAGGGAACCGGCGUGCUGGUUUGUGUGUACAGCAUCCUUUUGUAGUGGGAAUCAGAACUGCCUGGACACAGCCUGGAUUUUUGCAGCAGCAGAUCUGUGGACUCUCCGUAUGGAG